Messenger RNA from Dermacentor andersoni, 11203 nucleotides. RefSeq names its product Sno oncogene (gene Snoo). Gene Ontology annotation, biological process: negative regulation of BMP signaling pathway. Gene Ontology annotation, cellular component: nucleus; cytoplasm; transcription regulator complex. Gene Ontology annotation, molecular function: SMAD binding; RNA polymerase II cis-regulatory region sequence-specific DNA binding; DNA-binding transcription factor activity, RNA polymerase II-specific. The record is from RefSeq and is a predicted model, not a curated record. Lineage: Eukaryota; Metazoa; Arthropoda; Arachnida; Ixodida; Ixodidae.
CUUUACAACGUCCUCCUCUUGCGCGGUGCCAUCGUUGCUGCUUGUAUAUUCACGUUGCGCGCGGCUGCUGCUGCCGUCGGCUGGUGGCGCGGCGGCUGCUGCUCGUCGGACCUCCUCUACCUCCUCUCGAAAAGGGCUGCCGCCGCCGUCUGCUAGGCGACGUAAACAAGAACUGCUGCUGCAACACGGCCGGCAGGCACCCAUUCGUGCGCCUGCGGUCGACUCUCGCCGAACGCGUCGGCCACGGAUAUACUGGAACCUUCUGCGCACAUGGAAUCAUUUCCUUGUGGAUAUACUGCGACAGUAAGUGUGAAACGAACUUUCUGACCAUCGGAUUUCGCUAGUGCGGCGGCUGACCGACCGCACGACUUCCACGUUCGCCUUCUGCAUUGUUGCACCGCUGUGGAAAGUGCAUCAGCGUUGAGACCGCUAGAAUUGUGUAGAGUGAUUCUUCGACGUUUUUCGUCCACGGAUACUGGCCAGGAUAUAUUGCCUUUAUAACGAAGCAAUUUGCGUUGCAAUAUUGCCACAAACAAAUAGGUUGUGGCAGCAGCCGACCGGAGACGGCGCGUGCGGAAGGGGCUGCGCGCGCCCGACAGAAGAGCCGGACGCCCCGACUGCAGCGCUCUCCCCGGAGGUGGCGGCGGGGCCUGAAAGCAGCCUUCGGCGCAGCAGACGGACAGCGAUGAUCGUGGCGGUGGUGCGUGUGCGAGCUGCUGCUGCCGCCGCCGUUGCGCGGCCCGAACUGCCGGCGCUGGAUGCGGGCUCUCCAUGACCGCCGCGGCGGCGCCGGAGGUGCUGCGGCCAUGGCCUCGUCGACGACGACCACCACCGCACAGACGUCGGCGCCCCCGGCCAGCGGGGGCGGCGGCGGCGGCGGUUGCACCCCGCACCUGAAGCGAGUGCUCAAGAGCUACCAGGCGUCGGCCGUGUCGAGCCUGCAGGGACCGCCCGCGCUCAUGGCGGCCUCAGCCGCCGCCGAUCCGGGCGGCCUCGCCGACGAAGACGAGCCGCUCGAGGCGCCCGCUCUGCCGGCGAUCCAACAACCACCGCUGCUCACGCCGCCCGACCAGGCGCAGGGCAGCGAGCGCGACGAGACGCAGCUCGAGUGGAACACAAUCUCCUGCUUCACCGUGGGCGGCGAGCAGCGGCUCUGCCUGCCGCAGAUCCUCAAUACGGUGCUCACGGACCUAUCGCUGCCUCAGAUCAACAGUGUGUGCGACGACCUGCACAUCUUCUGCCUGCGAUGCAAUCCCGAACAGCUGGACGUGCUCAAGCGGGCCGGCGUGAUCCCUACGAGCGCGCCGAGCUGCGGCCUCAUCACCAAGUCGGACGCCGAGCGACUGUGCGCGGCGCUGCUUCACGCCGGUACGCCGGCGCCCGCGGAUUUGAACAACCCGGGACCCAUGGUGGUAGUGCCCGUGUACCACGAGUGCUUCGGCGGCGCCUCCGGUGUGCUGUGGCUGGAGGCGGCCAUGGUGCGGUGCGGCGACUGCGGCCUGCUCUACUCGCCGCGCCGCUUUGUGUGUCACGGCCACGGGUCGCGCGAGAGGCGCACCUGCCACUGGGGCUUCGACUCCGGUCGCUGGCGGAACUACCUGCUCCUGGACGACCGCGAGCCGCUGGAGGACGCCGACGCCAUGCGCGCGCUGCUGCGACAGUUCAAGGACAAGUUCCCCGACGCCGCCAAGCGGAAACAGAGCCCACUGCACGUGGACGUAGGGAGCAGGAGAAAAAUGCGUGCUUCCCUGACCGAUGUCGAGGGGGGCGGCUUCGUGACAACAGCUGGCCCGGACUCAGCCUACUGGUACCACCAGCACAGCCAGUGGGCUAGGACCUCGGCCUUCAAGCCGUGGAGCCCCGUGCUGCUGAAGGAGCGGCCAGGGGUGGGCAAGGUGCCCCUCGUAGAGCAACUGCCCACCACUCUGCCUUCCUCGGCCCUGCCCGUAUACCUCAAGCAUAACUUGACUUACCCCAUGGAAGCCUACCUUGUGGCGGAUGUUGCAGAAAUGCAGAAGUUGGGGCCAUCGGUGCUGAAGGCAGAUCCUGACAGGCUUGACGCAUCUGUGACGCUGCCAAUUCUGAAAAAGGCCUCUCAGGUCGCGAUGAAUGUGGUCCCCAAGAAAGAACACGUGCCCACGGCCUGCAGCAAAUCGUCGGAGUUGACGUCAGUACCACCUGCUGGGAAGCUUGUCAACGGGAGGCUGUCUGCCGACACGGAAGAGACCAUUUCCAAUAGCAGCCUCAGCACGCUAUCAGGAGUGGAAGACGUUGGUUUGGCAGAGGAUGGCAAGGAAGGGCCCCCCAUGAUAGUGCCUGAGCUGCAGGGCCUCUGGGUAGCUUUUGACCGGCACUCACUUGGUGAACGUGCCCGGCAGGACAUCAUGCAUGAGGUCAGCCUGCUGCUGUCCUCCUGCCAGCAGCGGCACUUCCUCGCGAACUACAAGCUGCUACUUCAACAGCGCCAGGAGGCAGAGCCCAUGUCUUGCAAGCUGGGCUCCAUGCCCAAGGGCGGUGACACGCCGUCCCCUCAUAUGCCACCGCCGCCAACGAGUGCACCUGCAUCUCCGCCUGGCACGCAGCCGCCGCCGCCGCCACCGACAGCCGCCUCUCCCGAAGUGGCGGCACAUGGCUCCCCGGUGAACUUGCGCGAGGUCAAGGAGCCUGCAGCCCGCAGUCCCCAGACCCCACCCAAACCACCAGUGGAACAACACAAGAUGCUCCUCGCCACCUGAAGUGGUGGUGGCACCGCAGCACCGCAUCGCAGCGCGCAUCUCUCAUUAUCGACGCCCUGCGGCCCUUCCACCGUUUCUUUCUGCACCGUUGCCAUUGACUUGGAAGGCCGUGUGUGUGCUUGGCUCUCCAUUCUCGUGGCCUGAGAAACAUUACGUUAGCAUUACGAGGUGUGACCCCCACGAGAGGGAGCCUGGCAUGUGCCAGACUAGUUUUGCUCAGCCAUGGCCACCUUUGCGUCUGUUCCCGCUAAAUGGCAUCGUCAGCCAGAGGCAAACCCCUUUGCCAUUCACUCGAAUCUGCUGCAAAGGCACCUGCUCAAGCUAGUUUCCACGAGGUACGCUUGUUGUCGUUUGUCCUCUUGUAAAACCUGGCUGCACGAUGUCAGACGGGGGAAAAAAAAGAAAUAGCCCAAGUAUGUUCAACCUGUUCGCUUUCUACUGUUCAGAACAACUGUUGGCAAAGCACCAUUGGUGCUUUUUUGUUUUUUUUUCUGUACCCCGAGAGACGAAGGCUGGCUUGUGUGAACACCUUGGUGCUUCUGGCUUUGGUGAACGGCCGGUCCAGUGCUGCCUGGAAGGAAUGAACGAGUCCAGGCUAUGCUUCUUCAGCCCAGUCCUUCAAAUUGAAUGAGCCUGGUGUACACUGCCUGCCAGUCAAAAACUGUGCCCCUCUGCUUGGUUAAAAUGUGGAACAAGCUAAAGCCUGGAAGCACAGGCUCAGUGGUUUUCACACUUUACGUGUAGCAGACUGCAACGAUGUAUGGGCUUAGUAAAAUGCUUUCUCUGUGCUGAAAAGUCGCAGCAUAUUCACUUUAGCUAAAGAAUGACAGUUGCUACUGCUCAGUCAACUGACUACUGGCAAGUACUGCAACAGGGACAUUCCUUCCCUUCUUCCCCAUAUAUCCUCAGCUUCCUCUCAAAGCAGCUGUCACGGCUGCAAAUGAGAAACCGCAAAUUCUAGGCUUGAUGGCAGAGUGCAGGCUCAUUGCACUAAUACAUGCGAAGCAGGCACAAGUUGUAGGCAUGGCUGAUGCUCGCUUUGAUCAAAAAGGCACAACUAUUUAUGUCACGUGCCAAGUUGUACCUGGCCCUUGUUGAGCGGGAAGUUUUCUUCUAAAAGCCAAGCCAGCUUUUUCUUGGGGCUCACCUCGUUUGUGUUAGAGCGGGUAACUGGUGUGGGAAGAAACGUCAAAUGCAAUACUUUUUUCCGCCGGGACUGCAACAUGCAUGCACGGUGAUUAUGGCGACCGGCAAGACGCCGUGUCACAUGGACAGUCAGUACCACUGCAGGAUCUCGCCGGUGCUUGUCCGUCGAGGUCUUUUAGCGCCUUUCCUCUUUCAAUGUGUCCCUGUUAUUGCUGUUGUUGUUACGUUUUCUCUCUUCUUUUUCGCACUGCUAUAUGUGAAAAUGGAAGACAAACAGCUGUGUGUUGUUGUCAGCACAGGUGCCUCCCUCCCCUUUUUUUUGUUGUUUCGUGUCACUCACCUCGUAGUGUUCAUAAGUUCUUACUUUUACAGUGUCGGCCUGCCUGUUUCCUUUUUUUUCUUUUGGCCCAUGUUUAAUGACUUGAGAAGUUUUAAUGUUUGUUGUUUUGUUUGUUAUUGUUGUGUGAGUGAAUAGGAGCCACUGUGACAAGUGGGGAGUAUUCUUUAUGAUCUGGUGUGUGAGACAAGCUUGCUUUAGGUGGGGCAAGCUGAAACUGUCGGGCGACACGCAGCCUUGAUGCUAGAGUUCUAGAUGCAAGUUGUGUGUAGUGCACGCAAAGUGUCGAGUGAGAAAGAGCAAUGUUUCAUCGUGACUCACUCUCCUCCUGCAUCCGUUUCACGGGUGCGGGGUUGUAAGGUAUACCCCGUAGACGCAGCGCUCUGCAGUUCCAGUUUGCGUUGUGCCACGUGUGUGCUUUUCCUGGCUGUUUUUUUGAACGGUUGGUAUUUCUGUUGCCCUGUUCGGCAUGCAUGUGUGUGUGUGUUUGUGCGUGUGCAUUUUCAUCCGCUGUUGCCCCUUUUCGGCUGUUGUGUGGCUGCAGACGGAAACACAACUUCCGUGUGGAAAGCCUUGUUCACUAGUAGCUCACUUGUCAUCAUUCUCGUCGCCCGUUUCACAGAAUUUGACACAAUCGCUCAUGUUGGAGUGGGUGCAUGCGGACCUGCAAUGAGAUGCAGGUCUCUGUGCCGAUUUUAGCCGGAAGUUGGUUUCGAGGCCAUCUAAGUUGCAAUUAAUGGCCUUAAAGAGAGUUGGAAGUGCACCCUGCAACAUCAAAUUUGCAGCAGAACAAAACUGGAUACAGUAGGAACCUUGGCGAUGCAAAACCUUGCAUAAUGUAAAUGGCAUCAUCCAAAAUGCGUGUCAUCAGACACAAAUGAAAUUAGCAUUACGAAAUAGCAGAAUUGCAUUUACUGAAAUUAUUUAGAGCUGAUUAUAGCCAAGUUAUUUUUCUGGACACUGCACAAACUACAGAAAUGUCAGAGUAAUCUGGCGGUUUGAGGACCUCUCUACGGCAGCAAAAGACCUAAACGGUUGUGUGAUGUCCUUGAUCACCUAACUGCAGGUAGCUGCGGCUCACGGGUCCCUAUCGAAGAGAACGAUGCAGAAGAGCAUUCGACAACUCUCAACACUGAACAUUCUGCACAAUGUGAUUUAGCUGGGGAAUUAUAUUCAUAUAAACCGUGAUCACACACCCAGGAUUCUACUGUAUCUCAUCCUCUUUUGGGCACCUGUCGAACGUAUUUCAUGUUUUGGCACAUGUACCAGAAAGCUUUCAUGGUUUGUCGCUUGGCCUGCAAGUGACCAUUGGGCAUCCCUACAUCGCUUAGUGCAGUCCGAGGCACAUUUUGUUCAAUGAGCAUUCAGGGAUUCUCGAAUAGACAGCUUCUGUGGCUUUUCUUUUUUCUUUCUGGAGAUGUAUUUGUGCUUUUCACGUGUUCAUGCACCUUAAUGGAAAAAGGCAGGCGUCAUUCACCGCUCACCUUAUUAUUGCAACUCAUUUCAUUAUGGCGUGGCUACAGUGAGAGUUAUUACUGUCUGUGGCAGUAAAAUGUUCAUAGUGCAGUUCACUUAGAAUGAUACCAGUCGUAACAAUUAUCACUUGUAGCAGUGAGCAUUCUCUGCUACAUAACACUCUGAAGGUGUGCAGAAUCAGCCCUGAUGUAAUCACAUGCAGUUACGAUUGCAUUUUAACAAGUUUUCCCAUCCUCAUCAUAAAUGAUGUGCACUUCGUUUAUAUCUGCACAUGUUACAAAAGAUUGUAGUGGUUCAUUCAUCCGAGAACACGACUCCUCACUUCUUUUUUUCUCUGCACAAUGAACGUUGCUGUUUCACGCACAUGGUCUGCGCACACUGUAUAGCUUGCUGCAAUGUUCCUUGCACAAGCAAAUUUUUUUUUUUAGCACAUGUAGUAUCCAUUGCAUGCACUACACAUCUGCAGCAGAACUGAACAUGCAAAUGUUUGUCGCUGCAGAAAGGUGAGGGCAUCUCAUUUGUCACAAUGGCGCCGCUUCAAUGGGAAGCCAGGACGCCAAUGGAAAACGCUGUAGAUUGGGCUGGACCAGUGCAUUCACCUUUCGGAAGUACGUCUUAGCGUUAAUGUGGCUCAAGAAGCCUUAAUGGCAGACAAGUAACAAUCGAAGGUGUCGAGCUUCUAUUUUGCUAUUGCCCUAACACUGCUGACAUUGUUUUGUGACAGUCCAGACAUUCAGCCUUUUUUAACGAUACUAUAGCUUAUUCUUUUUUUUUUCACUGUACAAAGUGUACAAAGGUGUCAAGCUUAAUCUUUUUUUUUUAAACGCAGUGUAUUAUGUUUUUUUAAGUGUUAUUUAAGUUGGAUUGUCAUUGCACCCACAACUGCAAAAAGAAUAAGAAUAGAAAAAGAACAAUUUCUUUAGAUUUCUUGUAUGUAUAAGCUGCACCUAUUAUAACCCCAAAAGAUGAAAAAAAAAAAUGCAUAUUUCCAUUAAACAACAUACACUGUUUUUUUGCGUCUUAAUUGCAACCAUAGCAUGGCAUGUUGGUGCUUUUUCUACUUCUAGGUGUUUUUCAAAUCUGGCUUUAUAUAUCCAUAUGGUAAUUUUAUUCCACGACGACAAGCAGCUAACCAUUGCAAAGCUGUCUUGUUGUUAUCCGUGUAACAGCCACAUACAAACCUUGUGCACGAAAUUUAUAAAAGAAGGGAGAAAACAAAAUUAAGAGGGAAAGCACAUCUACAAACACAAGUCGAUGCUGCACUCAGCAGGCGAACUGGCGCCUCUCAUUCAUUUCUGCAGCUUGCAGCAUCAUAAAGAGCAGCUUUAGGAGUUCGAGGGUGGCUUUGCUGCCACUUGUCUUUUGUGCUCACAUAAUUAUUCUGGCAGGCGAGGUUUUUCUGUUGCCUGUCUGCCAUUUGACUAGUGUCACCUAGCAGCUAAACUUGUCACUGUUUUCCUUUGGCGUCCUUCCGAUUGUUGUGUGUUUCUGGCAGUAACAGUACCUCAACUUCUCCGCGGUGUUUUUAAGCACCUGGUCAAGUCGCACUUGUCCUUGUUGAUGUUUCUUUUUUUUUUUCCCCUUCUCUCUCUCUCUCUUGGUGCAUGUGUAUGUGUGUUCAAAGUACUACUCAAAGCGGGUUUUCAAAUGUGUGCGUCCUAGUCAUGAUGUCCCCACCUUUACGUUAUCCUGCACGAAAAAAGAAAAGAAAAAAAAGGAUAGAAAAACAAGUGUCACAUCGACACUAAUCGUACAAAAUAAACGAGAGAGGAAACUGAAAGCGACAAAGAUCAGUUGCGAGAUUUUUGGCGCCACGUUUGCGCUCUCCACACGUGGAGACGUUGUUUGUGAAUGGCACAAAGCGACACAAUACGAAAGAUUUAAAAGAAAUCCCGAAAUGGCACAUGCACGGUUCUCAAAAGCUGGAAAAGCUGGAUUCAUGGUGUUGGUCGCCUCUCGCAGUACAAAAAAUCCGUGCCAAGAAAGAGACACUUCUCAUUCUUUCCGCCGCGUCCUGAGCGGUCCACUCCCUUUGUAAAAAAUUUGACUCGGCUCUCCAUCGCCCAUCUCUCACCUAUCGCACCCUUCAUUGCUUUCUUUGUUUUGCGUCCCGUGACUGCAUUGCGUCCUCGUCCAUCGCCAAUGAGACCGUUGUUUCUCAACCAGCUUUGUCCCUCUUACAUCCUCCCUACCCCUUCUUCCACUUGUUUGAGUAAUAUAACUGUAACCCUAGUGCCAAGAUACCAGUCAUCAUCCUGUCCUCAUCGUUUGUGGUGUCAUCUCGCUGUAUUUAUUUUUAGCUUGGAUCAUGUCAUCUCCCACGACUCGGCACUUUUGCCAUCGUAGAACAGAAGCCGGUGGCGGGGAUUUGCCAAGGCCAACCAGUCGCGUCAUCACCACGACAGGUUGUUCGAUGUUGUAAAAUUGUGGCACCUGUACAUACGCAGUUGCUGGUUCCCAUCUUCCAUUUGCUCUCAACUCCCCCACUUUCUUUGUCGUUUGUCCAGUUUGGUGCCGCAUAUCUUUUCAUCACGUUUCACGCAUUACUGUUGUACGGCUACACCACCUUCUGUCACAUCAUCCUGCAUCAGACCAUUGUCACAUGCAUACUUUCUCGAGCAUUAGUUUUGAUCUUUUAAAUCAUCCCUACAGAAGGAUUGGCUUUUUCACCUAUUCACGCCCUUUUGAGCAACUUUACGUUGGACCCAUGUGUUGGAGAAAUGCUGGUGCAUAAGUCAACACUUGCGCAGUAGGCUGGCGUCAUCAUGAAAUCGAGCCUCGGCGGCCUUUACUGAAUUAGAGAGCUGCAAUUCUGGGCAGGAUGUUUUGCAUGCAGUGUAAAUUGAAAAUAAAAAAUAAAUAAAUGAAAGAUAGCGCUGUGCUUGCAGUCAGUAGAAAGCAGGAUGGACAUUUGGUCCAUUCGAUUUGGACUGAACUUGAUGGAAUUAGUUCACGCCAGUUCAGUGUCGGUUCCUGUGUGUGCAGACCACCAUGUUGCCACCGUGCUGAAUUAAUGAAACGGAAAGCAAGGUGUGGAACCUCCUGAACUAUAUUACAAAGUGCAGGCAAAUUGAAUUAACUUAUUCUGCUCACUGAUUUAGUCAAAGCAGUUGGAUGUUGUUUUAGCUGCACUGUGCAUCUUUUCCAUUGGCUGAUUUGCCAGACAUUUUAUAACAGCUUGAUGUGAGUGCUGCGCAUGAUUCACUGGAAUCAGGCAUUGCAUACAUUCCUUGCCUGCCACACAGCGUUCCUGUUCUGUGCGAGACUCGUGUCCAUAAUCUUUUUAAAGUAACUACAAAAUGCAUACGGAAGGCCAAGGCUCGCAAUAUUUCAGGAAGCCACCUUGGUGCCCCAGUUGCAUAAUGCUUACGUGGUCAUAUUCAGACUUUGUUGCAUUGUGAAAAGCAUCUGUCCAGCAAGACUGUUGCACACCGCUCAAGAAUAGCAGCUGCCAAUUCACAGGCAUGUGGCCGUUAUGUAAAUUUUUCUUACUCAGGAAUGAUUUUAAUGUUCAAAUGAUUUUUUUUUUGUCAAGGCUCACAAGUAAGCAGUAGCAUCAAGUUUUGACUGGACGUUUUGCUUUCGAAAGAGUAUGUGACUGCAUCAAGAAUGAACCUUGCCUGCCAAGGUUGUGACUGGCUUUGUUGACAAAUAUGUUACAGCUGUCAUCUGGACGGCAUAUGUGAAAGACUUACCACCUCAUACAAGUUGUAUAUUGGGAACACUUCUUGCGAUACUGGCCUGAUGCACUGCAUGAUUGCAUUGUCAUAGCUUUUUCGCUGCAUGUUCAUUGUCAUAACACAUUUCUAGCCUCCAACUGUGCUUGGUUGUUGUUGCAUUGAUCGAAGGGGUCUCGUGUGCACGCAUGUGUCACGAUAGAGCCCGCAGCUGCAAAUCACGCAAAAGGGAGUGUUUAGUAUAGCUUGUUAGGUGCACAGAAGCAAGUCACUGGUGUUCUUGGUGUUUGGGGGUUGAGGGGGGGUUCUUGGCCUAGUGUCGCAAAGCGUUGCAGUUUAUAUGCAAAGAAGGCAUUGUUGUGGAAAAAAGGAGGACAGUGUAAACUUCGUGGCAUCUCAAGACGUGAGAGAGGCUCUCAUGUGCCAUUGUCAAAACAGUAGCCUUAUGCAGUGAAAGUUCUGCUCAUGUGCUUAGAAGUCACCUGUGUGCACGUUUAUCGUCCCAGACUUCUGGGUGCUUGCAUAAUUCAGCAUCGCCGGGAUUAUGUCUAGUUUAAGCGCGCUGUCGACUUGUCUCAAAGAAAGAUGCAAGCCACUGUCUGCCAGCUCACUGUCCUGUGAGGAAGCAGAAUGGCUGGAGCAAGCGCUGAGAAGGUCAAAGCAAACUGUCUCACGGUGGUAUAAGGCAGUGCACAGGGACAAACAACAGAAAGAAGCGGAACUCUGCUCGUUCUGCUUUUUACAUUUUUUUUACAGUUUCUGCACAGUUUCUUUUCUCUAGCAGUUGUCCCGUCUCCAAGUUUAAGCUUGUCGUUUCUUACUGUGUUGCGAUGCAAGUGUUGUUACAUCAAAAAUGAAAGAGAGUUCGAUGGCACCGCGCGUGGCAUGUUGUGUGUUACGGUGCCAUCCUGGCGGUGAAUGGAGAAGGCCAAACGGCAGGCAAGGGCAAAGUGUGUGUGUGCGUGUGUGUUUAGGUUUCGAGAGUGUUGCACAGGGUUUUUUCCAUUUGUCUACUAUUACCCCGCGCAGAUUGUGGUCCAGUUAUCUAUGCUUGUGCUGUGAGUGGUAGGCGAUGAGCGAGUUUUUCACGUGUUGCAAGGUUUGUGCGCAGCCUGUGUUCAGGCGGAGAGAAAGGGAAUGUGGCAGUGAUGAACGGAGCAAGCAUCGCUCCUGCACACAAAACUGUGAUCAGUGCAGGCAGGAUUGUGAUACUUUAUGGACGAGAGGAGGAGAAGGGUGGUACCCGUGAAGGGAUAGAGAGAGAGAACGAGUUGCAACGGAUGGCCUGGCUUGCGAAACCAGUUGUAGAUACAGAUGGCCGUGUACACAGAAUGCAGCCACGAAGCAUGCUGCUUCAGUCUUUCUUUCAUUGAUAUUAAAUUUCUCACUGCACUGCUGGGGUCGUUGCUCCAGCAGCAAGAGUUGGCUGCACAGAGUUUCUGGCCCGCUGCGGUUGGCUUCUAGACUCUUCCCCCAAAAGUUUGCUUUUCUUUGCGCAGGUCUCUCUCGACAGAUUUAGAGAAGGCUAUGAGACGCAGCAGCUUGCUUCCUAGCUGACAAACUGUCCCAUUGGCCAUUUCAUCACCACAGAUGGCGAGAGAUCGUUGAUGCACUUGAAUGGUGUCAAUGCGACACUUGUCAGCUCAAACUCCCUCCCGCGCUGUGGCAAUGCAAGGUGAACUAAAGGAGCCAACCGGCUCCCGCAGCCAGUGCCAUAGGUCCUGCACAGUCCGACGUCGUGUGGCCUUUUUUUCUCGAUUUCCUUUUAAUCCAAGAGUUGAGCAGGGUCGUGGGUGUUUGUACACGAAAAAAAUAACGAAAGAAGGGCCAGA